CUUUACACGAAUCAUAUUCUUCCUUUUAAGACAACAGAGGCGAGUUCUUGAAAGAGUCAGAGAGAACUCACGAGGAAUCAAUAAACACAGUCGAGUUUUGAUCAAAGACACAGAUCGAUCAUCGAUGAUGGGGCAAAAUCAUACAGGUGGAGAGAUCGUUGUUGCCGGGCCAUCACCUUUUGAUGGCUUGCCAGAGGAUUGCAUCUCUAACAUAAUCUCUUUCACAAGUCCACGAGACGCGUGCGUCGCUGCGUCGGUUUCGAAAACCUUUGAAUCGGCUGCUAACUCCGAUAACGUAUGGGAGAAGUUUCUUCCGCCGGAUUAUUCCUCUCUGAUUCCUCCAUCGCCAGUUUUCGCAUCGAAGAAGGAGAUUUAUCUUUCUCUCUGCCACAAUCCUGUUCUAAUCGAAGAUGGCAAAAAGAGCUUUUGGUUAGAAAAAGCCAGUGGGAAAAGGUGUAUCAUGUUAUCUUCAAAGGAACUUUGGAUCACAUGGGGAAGUAGUCCUCAGUAUUGGCAAUGGAUUUCAAUUCCUGAAGCUAGAUUUGAGAAAGUAGCAGAGCUUCUUGAUGUAUGUUGGUUUGAGGUUCGUGGCAAGACAAGCACUCGUGUGCUAACUCCUGGAACUCGUUACUCGGCUUACAUUGUCUUCAAGACAAAAGACGGAUGUCCUCGAUUAGGGCAUUUGCCGGUAGAAGUUGGAGUUGGUUUGGUGGGACAAGAAACUUCUAAAAGAUUCAUAUAUUUUGUUGGACCUCGGGCUCGUAGGGGAGAAAGAGAAACAGGAGAUGUAACGAAACCGGAGGAAAGAGAGGACGGGUGGAUGGAAGCUGAGCUAGGUGAAUUUUUCAACGAAGCAAGUUGUGAUGAAGUUGAGUUAAGUGUUAUUGAGAUUAAGUCACCUUAUUGGAAACGAGGUUUGAUCAUUCAAGGAAUCGAAUUCCGCCCUACAAAUUAAAAAAAAACCCCUUAAAGUAAGAACCGAACCCAUUCCGGUUUAUGUUUGUUUGCUUCAGUAUAUCUAAUUAAGCAAGUGAUGAAAACAACUUUGUUGUAUUGUUGUGGGGAAGACGAGGAAAGCAAGAGUGCUGGAUCCUAAAUUGUGGAGCCUUGAAAGACUGUGUUUACCAGUUCUAAGUUUCUUCAUGAUGAGAUUCUUGUGCAGACACAUUUGGUCUUUUGUUACAUUGGAUUUGGUCCGCACGCCUGUUUGUGGCCUUUUAGAGUGGAGUGUUGUUUGCUUUUCUUUUUGUAAUAUACUAUGUAAAGAAUCUUUUUGAUUUCUCAGAUUGGUUCGAUUUAUAGUACA
Camelina sativa (false flax) is the source of this 1306-nucleotide messenger RNA. Its product is annotated as F-box protein At2g02240. NCBI's taxonomy places the organism in Eukaryota, Viridiplantae, Streptophyta, Magnoliopsida, Brassicales, Brassicaceae. Gene Ontology annotation, molecular function: protein binding. The record is from RefSeq and is a predicted model, not a curated record.